UCGCAUACGUCGAUAAGUUGAUAUCAGAAGAAAUUUUUCUCCAGUAAGAAAUAAUAGUGAAAACUAUAGCGACUGUAGUUUCGCAAAAAGGGGAAUUUGCGUAAAUUCGAAUUCACUUCGUUUUUGCUUCGCGAAAGAACUGUUGUUCAAGUGCGUAGUUAUUACAAAGAUCAACAUUGGUAAUACGUACCAAAAUAACAAGAGAAAAUUUAUAUAAAGUUUACCGUUCGAAGGGGUUGAACAAGGAACCCCUCAUUUGUCUUGAGGGGGCAACUGUGCCCCGCAGCACAGGUUGAGGGUGGAGAAAUUAGUUACUCAUCUUAGCCCCUCCGAGUUUCAGUAGGGUUUUCGAUUUGUUUGCUUGAUUUGCGACGAGCUCGCCUCACCUCGGGCGAGUGAAAGGAUAAGUGGAAAAAUGAAGUCACGAAAAAGCCGCUUGUCAUUUGCUAUACUGUUUACCGUCGCAUGCGGAGUCACUAAUGGGUUUUAUUUGCCGGGACUGGCUCCAGUCAACUACUGCAGACAGUCGGAAAUACAAAAGUCUUGCAAGUCCGACGUGACCCUCUACGUGAACCGACUCAACACGGAGGAAUCAGUCAUUCCAUACGAGUAUCACCACUUCGACUUCUGCCCAAUCGAUGAGGCGAACUCACCGGUGGAAAACCUUGGACAGGUGGUCUUCGGAGAACGAAUUCGCCCUGGACCGUACAAGAUCGAGUUCCUGAAGGCGACGACAUGCGAGAAGGCAUGCAAUAGGAAUUAUACCGGCGGUGAUCCGGAGAGCGAUCGUCGGUUGAUGAUCUUGAAGAAGGGAAUGAGUCUGAACUACCAGCAUCACUGGAUCGUGGAUAACAUGCCGGUUACCUGGUGCUACCCCCUGGACAACGACCGUCAGCAUUGUACCACUGGCUUCCCGAUGGGAUGCUUGGUGCGAAGGCACCCGGAUGGGGAUGAGGGUUGUUUGGUGAAUCCAAAUUAUAACAGAGCCGGAUAUUACUAUCCUUUCAAUCAUGUUGAUUUGACAGUCACCUAUCACAGCGGAGCAACCGAGGAAUGGGGUGUGGCGUUCAAACAAAACGGCGGUCGUAUCAUUUCCGUCAAGGUCGUGCCUUCGUCCAUCAACCAUAAAAAUCCGGAACAGUUGGAUUGCUCUAGCAAAGAACCAAUCGAGAUCCCAUCCAGCGCACUCCAAAAUGGGCAGAAGAUGAACAUCACCUACACCUAUUCCGUUCGCUUCAUUCAAAAUAACACCAUCAAAUGGUCCUCCCGGUGGGAUUAUAUUUUGGAAUCUAUGCCACACACCAACAUCCAAUGGUUCAGCAUUCUCAAUUCGCUUGUGAUUGUGUUGUUCCUGUCCGGUAUGGUUGCGAUGAUCAUGCUUAGGACACUGCACAAAGAUAUCGCCCGUUACAACCAGAUGGACUCUGGCGAGGAUGCUCAAGAAGAAUUCGGUUGGAAGCUUGUUCAUGGCGAUGUUUUCCGUCCACCCCGCAAAGGAAUGCUUCUGUCGGUUUUGCUUGGCUCCGGUAUCCAGGUGUUCUGCAUGACUUUGGUGACACUGGCAUUCGCCUGCUUAGGAUUCCUGUCUCCUGCCAACCGGGGAGCAUUGAUGACGUGCGCAAUGGUAUUGUUCGUGCUACUCGGCACGCCUGCUGGUUAUGUCUCCGCUCGUAUCUACAAGAGCUUCGGCGGAAUCAAGUGGAAGAGCAAUGUACUAUUGACAUCGAUGCUAAGUCCUGGCAUUGUUUUUGGACUCUUCUUCGUCAUGAACUUGAUUUUAUGGAGCAAAGGAAGUUCCGGCGCCGUUCCUUUCUCGACAUUGAUCGCUCUGUUGGCCUUGUGGUUUGGUGUGUCUGUUCCUCUUACAUUCGUUGGUGCUUACUUUGGAUUCCGUAAAAGGUCGCUGGAACACCCCGUUCGCACGAACCAAAUUCCCCGUCAAAUUCCGGAUCAGUCCAUCUACACUCAACCAAUUCCUGGCAUCAUAAUGGGAGGGGUUCUGCCGUUCGGUUGCAUCUUCAUUCAACUGUUCUUCAUUCUCAAUUCACUUUGGUCUAGUCAGAUGUACUACAUGUUUGGGUUCUUGUUUCUGGUGUUUCUGAUCCUCGUGAUAACCUGCUCUGAGACAACGAUUUUACUGUGCUAUUUCCACUUGUGUGCCGAGGAUUAUCACUGGUGGUGGCGAUCCUUCCUAACAUCAGGGUUCACUGCAGUCUAUCUGUUCAUCUACUGCUGUCACUACUUUGCAACCAAGCUACAGAUUGAGGAUGCUGCGUCCACAUUCUUGUAUUUCGGUUAUACUUUGAUAAUGGUAUUUUUGUUCUUCUUGUUGACCGGUUCGAUAGGAUUCUUCGCUUGCUUCUGGUUCAUUCGCAAGAUUUACAGUGUAGUAAAGGUCGACUAAGAUGUGUUAUCUGCAAACCAUGUUCAAUUGUAUUCUGAAAUAAGUUAAACAUGUCUAGAAUGUAGGUUUAUGAUUUGAACAAGCUAAAUCGGUAACAAAACAUGGAUGAUGAAACGAUUGACUUAAGUAUUGAUUUUAAGAGGAAAAAACACGAAUGUAGUGUGCAGUAUCAUGUGUUUACGUCGCAAAGGUAUAUAAAAUUUAUUUUCUAGCUCGAUGGAACCAGCGGGAUUGACCACAUAAAGCGCACUCCCGGCGGUAAGUUUAUAAUGAGGUAGCAAUUGUAUGCGCAACAGUAACAUGAAAGGAUGUUCGUUAAAUGAAAUAUGUGAUUACCUUUAAUAUGAAAAAAUGCCUUUUUUUGUGUUUAAUAAUUUAACUAUACUAAAGUAGCAGCCCUAAACGGAAAUGAAUGAAAAAUCUACUAAUUUUUCCUGCUGUUAGUGUUUAUAUGUUAAGGAUGUAUAGCACACGUAAUAAAAAUAUUUGAUUACGGAUGGAAAAUAAAUGGCUGAACAGCAGAGCACAAAUAAUAGCGUCGAACUCUUGGAGACAAAUUUUUUUAUGCUUAAAACUUUCCAAUUAUGCUCUGCCACAGGACAAGUAAUUAGUAAGUAGAAUCGAUUCAGAGAAAAUGUAAAAUUUGCAACAUGAAUCGGCGAACGUAAUAUGUGCGGAAAAAAAAUCACAUUUCCUUAUUAUUUGAACAAAAUUAGUAAGAAAACAGAGCAUCAAUAUUUGAUAAUCACUGAUUUUUUUAUUUAAUAUUUCGUUAUGUAAAAAUAACUUCACAAAAUUUAUUAUUAUAACAACUUCAGAAAACAAAGUCCAAACCAAUAAAUACGACAACUUGUAA
Messenger RNA from Toxorhynchites rutilus septentrionalis, 3260 nucleotides. It is a transcript of the gene TM9SF2, whose product is annotated as transmembrane 9 superfamily member 2. Lineage: Eukaryota; Metazoa; Arthropoda; Insecta; Diptera; Culicidae. The coding region runs from base 416 to 2404 and encodes 662 amino acids. Gene Ontology annotation, cellular component: membrane. The transcript is spliced from 4 exons. The record is from RefSeq and is a predicted model, not a curated record. Gene Ontology annotation, biological process: protein localization to membrane.